Molecule: messenger RNA, 1002 nt
Organism: Micromonas commoda
Lineage: Eukaryota; Viridiplantae; Chlorophyta; Mamiellophyceae; Mamiellales; Mamiellaceae
Exons: 2
Source: RefSeq, a predicted model, not a curated record
AUGGAUGUCACCGGCGGACCGAAAUCCACGGGGUACGCGGGCGCGACGAAGGCCAAGGCGAAGAGCGACGGCAAGGACUCGCUGCGUAAGCUGUUCAAGCUGCCGGACGACGAGGUGCUCAUCGAGGAGUACCUGUGCGCGCUGUACAAGAAAAUUUUGCUCCAAGGGCGGAUGUACCUCUUCCGCAACUACGUGUGCUUCUACAGCAACGUGUUCGGCUACCAGAAGAACAAGGUGAUCCCGCUGAAGGACGUGACGAUCGUGCGCAGGGCGUACACCGUCAAGGUUGUGCCCAACGCCAUCGAGAUUGUGUGCAACGGCAAGUGCGAGUUCUUCACGUCGUUCAUAUUCCCCGACAGAGCCUAUCGGAACAUAACCAACGCGUGGAAGGAGUGCAGCCAGUACGCGAAGAUCUUCGCCGCGGCGGACGUGGACAACAGCAAAGUGGCGGCGGAGAUGCUGGUCGUGCCCAAAUUUUCCUCGCCUCCCUCCGCGGAGGUGGCCGCGAUGCUCGGCCUUCGUGACGGCGGCGACGGCGGCGACGACGACGACGCCGGCUCGAAGGGGUCCGGCCCGAGGAGCUCCGGCAGCGACGGCCCCCGGAGCGACGAUGACGUGGACGAUGACGUGGACGAUGACGUGGACGUCGCGAACGAGGACGAUUUCGGUGAGCGACUGGUCGCCACGUCCACGCCGGUCCCCCCCCGCCCGUCGGACAUGCGAACGCUCGAGGAGUGCGUGCUCGAGUGCGCCGUCGAGGACGUCUUCUCGCUGGUUUGGUCGGACAGCGCGGCGGGCGCGUUUGGAGCCGAGGAUCACGCGUCCCGGGGCGAGACGGCGGUGCAGACGACCAAAUGGAGCCGGCACAGGCACCACGGUCACGCCAGGGACCUCACGUUCAUCGCGCCCGUCAACGCCAGCAUCGGUCCGAAGCAGACCAACUGCCACCAGACGCAGAGCUACCACGCGUGCAGAGGCGGGGCGCUGGUGGUGGACACGAGC